CUCUCAUCUCCUUCCUAACAACAGAAUGGCCUCCUCACUUCUCUCUAAAACGUCUUGCCUCUCCCCACUCACUCUCCUCAUCCUCCACUUCUUCUGCAGCUCGGCUUUGGCACAAAAACCGGGCCACUUACCAAGAAACGAACCUCUCAAGUUCGAUUUUGAACCUCCCAUCAUCGGUUUCGGUAAUGAGAAGGUGACCCACCUCCACUUCUACUUCCACGACAUCGUUAGCUGCCCAAAACCGACAGCCAUACAAGUAGCAAGAGCGGACUCCACCAAUAAGUCGGCCACUGGGUUCGGAGCGAUCGUGAUGAUCGAUGAUCCCCUUACAGAGGGACCUGAGGUGUCCUCUAAGCUGAUAGGGAGGGCUCAAGGGAUAUAUGCCUUGGCUGCUCAAGAAGAAGUUGGCCUCCUGAUGACUCUCAAUUAUGUGUUUGUCGAGGGAAAGUACAAGGGUAGCACCCUUAGCGUUCUUGGCCGUAAUGCGGUGUUUAGUGGUGUGAGGGAGAUGGCCAUUGUUGGCGGAGGUGGAGCUUUUAGACUGGCUCGCGGUUAUGCCUUGGCCAAGACCCAUACCUUUAAUUCGAGUACUGGUGAUGCUGUCGUCGAGUACAAUGUAGUGGUUCUGCAUUAUUGUAGAACUUGAUUUUCUCUUUACCCUAUUUUUUUUUUUUAAUCAUAUAUUGAAAGGUGUACCCCGUGAGAGGCUUUGAUGAUAAUGCUCUUGCGUUAUGUUUCACAUAAUAUACGUAUUUUUGU
Molecule: messenger RNA, 759 nt
Organism: Amborella trichopoda
Lineage: Eukaryota; Viridiplantae; Streptophyta; Magnoliopsida; Amborellales; Amborellaceae
Source: RefSeq, a predicted model, not a curated record